Procambarus clarkii (red swamp crayfish) is the source of this 3454-nucleotide messenger RNA. It is a transcript of the gene PIG-K, whose product is annotated as Phosphatidylinositol glycan anchor biosynthesis class K. Gene Ontology annotation, cellular component: GPI-anchor transamidase complex. The record is from RefSeq and is a predicted model, not a curated record. Gene Ontology annotation, molecular function: GPI-anchor transamidase activity. NCBI's taxonomy places the organism in Eukaryota, Metazoa, Arthropoda, Malacostraca, Decapoda, Cambaridae. Gene Ontology annotation, biological process: attachment of GPI anchor to protein; proteolysis.
GGACGCAUCCAAUCCCACGAUUGUCGUCGCCCCUAAAUCAACAUCAUCAUUAUACUGUCUUUACGGGCUAUUCAUGCCCGUGCCACAUCUUGGGUGGCAUAAUACUCAUCAAUCAGUUAUACUUGGGACUCCUGGUUCAACCUUGACAACAGGUGGAUGACUGGAUACCUACUUCACCUAGGGGGUCGCAGGCGCACCUUCGCUAAGUUAGCACCUAACUGUCAAGUGACACCACCCAGAAAGACUGUGCGUGCUGUCAUCACCUGCAGAACUUCAUGUAUCAUAAAGCCAUGAAACUCUUCAUGAUGACUGUUGCAUGCUUCUGCAUUUUAGAAAACUUCGCAAAUAAUGAUGGUGCUUCACCACAACAGUUGAAAGGAAAAACACACACUAACAACUGGGCAGUUUUGGUAGAUACUUCUCGCUUCUGGUUCAAUUAUCGUCAUGUUGCUAAUGUGCUCUCUAUGUAUCGUUCUGUCAAGAGGCUUGGGAUUCCUGAUAGUCAGAUCAUCUUGAUGGUGGCUGAUGAUAUGGCAUGUAACCCACGCAACCCACGUCCUGCUACCGUCUUCAACAAUGCUCAUCAGCACAUUAAUGUAUAUGGAGAAGAUGUUGAAGUUGAUUAUAGGGGCUAUGAGGUAACUGUGGAAAACUUUGUGAGGCUGCUAACUGGUAGACUAACUCCAAGCACACCAAGAUCAAAGAGAUUGUUAACUGAUGAUGGGUCUAAUAUCUUGAUAUAUAUGACAGGCCAUGGAGGAGAUGGCUUCCUUAAGUUUCAAGAUUCAGAGGAAAUUACUAAUGUAGAGCUUGCUGAUGCAUUUGAACAAAUGUGGCAGAAGAAGAGGUACAAUGAAAUUCUCUUCAUCAUUGACACGUGCCAAGCAGCGUCCAUGUAUGAACACUUCUAUUCUCCCAACAUUCUGGCCAUUGCUUCCAGCUUAGUUGGAGAAGAUUCACUCUCUCAUCAUGUGGAUCCUGCAAUUGGAGUUUACAUCAUUGAUCGCUUUACCUACUACGCUCUGGAGUUUCUGGAGAGGGUCACUCCCAAUAGUGACAGGACCCUAGCACAAUUUCUUCAGGUGUGCCCAAAACGUGUUUGCAUAUCUACUGUGGGUGUCAGACAAGAUCUCUACAAACGAGACCCUAAUGAAGUUUUGGUCACAGAGUUCUUUGGCUCUGUCAGAAAUGUUGAACUAACAGACUACAUUCUUGACCUUCCCAAGUGUGGUGGACGUAGUAAAGUUGGAUUAAAAAACCUGAGUAAUGGGACCAAUGAUGUGGAGAAGACUUCAAGUGCUAAACAAUUUGUGUAUGCUGACCAGCUGCCCAUUCAUAAAGUAUCAUGAGAAUGUAUUAAUGGCAUAAAUAAUGUGCAUCAUCUUCUUCACUUUAAUCAAGCUUUAGAGAGUCAUGUUGGAAUGUGAUCUGUAGGAAACUUUUUUGUUUUUUUUAUCUAGCCAAUAUUUUGUAGAUACAAGAGAGAACAUGGAUAUGGGUUGGACAAUUCCUAAUUAAUUUUUGUUAUGGAAUCGGUCAUUUUAUGAAAAUUCGUUUGAAUUACACUGUUGUAUAGCUACAUAUUUAUGGUAAUUUCCUGUGACAUACAACUAAUGUUGGAGGUAGAUAUUUUUAAAUAAAUGACUUAAUCAAAUACAAAAAUACUGGUGUCCAUUUGGACACCAGUAAUACAAAAGAUUAGCCAGUCUGAGUAAGGCUAAAUAAUAAUUAACUAUUUAUAUAAUUACACAUUGUAUAAAGAGAAUAAGUCUACAAUUAUACCACAGUACUUCUUAAAUUAUUAAAUACACUUUAUAAUAGAUUAAAUUUAUAAAAAAAAAAAAUCAUGCCAAAAACUAUACAUGGAAUAAAAUAUUUAUCAUUACUUCCAAAACUAAGAAAUAUUUAUCUACAUUAUAAUCAUGUCAGGUUGCCAAUACUCAAGUGAAGUCGUAUGGAACGUUUAGGGAGUUGAAUGACAGGUAAUUUCUUACUGUAUUAUAUCCUACUUAAAGCUCAACCUCAUAUUCCAUACAAGUCAUUUAGGAACAGUAUAUAUAUAUAUAUAUAUAUGGCUGGAAAAGGAGGGGAGUAUAGUAUUUAAUUAUAAAUAGCAAGGUGAAAUGAAAGAGCUGUCCAAUCGUUCUCAGGACUAUACAGUAUUGUACCUGUAUAUGUUUUGUCACAAAAUGUUAACCAUCUGAAAUUUAGGUAAGUGUACCAGCACUUUAAAGUACUGUAUCACAAAAGUAUUAUGCGAGUAAUGUCUAGCAUAUUUAUAAUGUCGAGACUUGUGAGAGGAUGGCAGACUGACAAGAAAAGGAAGAAUAACUACAAAGUUGUCAAUAGAAAAAUGGUGUUAGGUAGCUCCGAACCAAGUAAUGACUCACUCGGGACCCAUUGUUUUUCAGUAGCUGUUGCUGUUGAAAACAUCCUUGCUCUUCUCUUGUUGAUAAUCCCAAUUUUCAACAUUUGUGUGUGCAGGUAUUCAGCUCUUCAUCUCCUACCUUUUUCUCUGGGGAAGGGGGAUCUAUACCUUGGAAUAUUCAGUGUGCCCCAUUUGAUUAUUUGUGAUUAUAUCUAACUUCAUUCAAUUUGCAUAGUACUAGAUGUGAGAAUACCUUCACUGCAUUGCUGAUGGAGCCAUUCUCCAAGAUUGUCUAAAACAUUGCACUUGGGGUCACUUUUGGAUAUACUGCAUUGUACACUUACUCUACAGUAUACAUCGUCUGCUCAAAUUUUAAUUCAUGUUUCUGUGCCUUGAUAUCUUGCCAUUGUCAGGCUUGCCCGAUGCUCGGUGACAAACUUGACUUAGUCACACCACAGUCUUUACGUCUUCAACUAGCACCAACACCUUUAUUAGUAGAUUGUCAUGUUUUAGGUGCACAUAUAUUCCAACUUCUACCAGUCGCAGAUCUCCUCACCAAGUCUAGAUCAUGACUUCUUUAUCAUUGUAAAAUUAAUAUUGACACCAGUUGUACAAUAUGCAAAGUUUACUCAGAUUCUGAUGUAAUAAUACUGUAGCACAUAUAGUAACAGAAUUACUGAAAAAAAAUUGCAAAACUAAAGUCGUUGGAAACAGUAACUGAAAGCAAAUUAGAAGUACAGUACAUCAUACAAGUAUUUGCUGGUGCAUUUACUUUUUUUGGUACCUACAGAGGUUGCAAUUAAUAGAUUAUACUGUAGUACCAAAAUGGGCCCAGGUCACAAAUUAUUCCAUCUUAUGGUGAAUUCCAAAAUGUAAUUUUACGUAUAACUCCAAUUUUUACAAUUUUAAAAAUCCAAUGACACAAGUUGUUUAGCUGCCAUAUGAAUAUCAAAUAAUCACACAAAUAUACUACAUGAAUGCAUAUUCUGUAUUAUAUUUUAUGGUUCUUAUCAUAAUUUGCAAAUUGUUAAAAGUUAAGCAGCAAUAAAUUGUGUUGGUUAUCAAAAAAUAAAACUCAAUUAUGAA